Molecule: messenger RNA, 826 nt
Organism: Castor canadensis (American beaver)
Lineage: Eukaryota; Metazoa; Chordata; Mammalia; Rodentia; Castoridae
Source: RefSeq, a predicted model, not a curated record
GUCUAGGAUGGCAAGUCUCAAGAAUCAGCUGAUUCUGAAUAUUCUUAAGGAGGAUCAGGUCCCCCAGAAUAAGAUUACAGUUGUUGGGGUUGGUGCUGUUGGCCUGGCCUAUGCCAUCAGUAUCUUAAUAAAGGACUUGGCAGAUGAACUUGCUCUUGUUGAUGUCAUGGAAGACAAACUGAAGGGAAAGAUGAUGGAUCGCCAACAUGGCAGUCUUUUUCUUAGAACACAAAAGAUUGUCUCUGGCAAAGACUACAGUUCCAGUGGAUAUCUUGACCUAUGUGGCUUUCCCAAAAAACGUGUUAUUGGAAGUGGUUGCAAUCUGGAUUCAGCCCUGGGGAGGCUGAUGGGGGAAAGGCUGGGAUUUCACCCAUUAAACUGUCAUGGAUGGGUCCUUGGGGAGCAUGGAGACUCUAGUGUGCCUGUAUGGAGUGGAGUGAAUGUUGCUGGUGUCUCCCUGAAGAAUCUGCACCCAGAUUUAGGCACUGAUGCAGAUAAGGAACAGUGGAAAGUGGUUCAUAAACAGGUGGUUGACAGUGCUUAUGAGGUGAUCAAACUGAGAGGCUGUUCAUCCUGGGUCAUUGGACUGUCUGUGGCAGAUUUGGCAGAAAGUAUAAUGAAGAAUCUUAGGAGGGUGCAUCCAGUUUCCACCAUGAUUAAUGGUCUCUAUGGAAUACAGGAAGAUGUCUUCCUUAGUGUUCCUUGUAGCUUGGGACAAAAUGGAAUGUCAGAUGUUGUGAAGAUGACUCUGACUCCUGAGGAAGAGGCUUGUUUGAAGAAGAGUACAGAUACACUUUGGGGGAUCCAAAAAGAGGAGCAAUUUUAA